UAGUGUCAAUUGAAUCAAUUCUAUAUAUAUAUACUCUAGACUUGUAAUUAAACCAAUUUUUAGGCCGAUCCAGGGCCUAUGUACCCGUCGUAUUUGUCUGUCUUGUUUGUGAUAACCCUCCUAAAGCUGCAAUAAAUUGGUUAUCCUGUGUUCUGUGUAUCUGCACCGUCUCAAUUUCCCUAUUUGCAUACCUAAUCACUUACGUUACGUAAGUUACGUAUUCUACGCUACUCGCUUGCUUUCCAUUUUCUCAAAAAUGAAAAAUAUAAUCCGGUGACGUUUUUUAAUAACGAAACAAAAAAGACACACUAAUCUUGGAUAAGUCACACCACCGUGAGAGAAAAGAGAGGAAAAAAUAAUAUGCAGAUGGGCACAAAAACAAGUUGGUCGCCUCGCCACCACCCAAUUUCAACCUUGCUUAAUAAGUAACGGAAAGGAAAAGGCAGCCCGAAAUCGGGGCUACGUUGUUACUUUCAUCCUCUAGAUUAAGCUUCAGAGAAGAUUUAUUCUGUUCAUAUGAACUUGGAGGCUGCUUUCUUUUAUCAUUUAACUCAUCGGGCUCGGCGGUGGCCCAUUAUUAGCUGAAGGAUUGGGGUCGGGAUGAGAGAAAACUAAUUUAAUUUGCAUUUUUGCAUCAAGUAAGCGACAACCGACAUCUCCACCUCCACGUCACACUCUUUUCCGCCUGCUUAAACUUGCCUCAACUGUCACUUAGCAUGAGCAAUAUUUCUUAUCCGUCCUUCUAAUCUGGAAUGAAACAGUGAAAAAUUGCUCCUGGAGAGCUGAUGAGCAAAACGGGGGAUUUAAACAUGUUUAAUUCUUCCUCACUUUAUUACCUAAAUUGUAACCUGGGCUGUUCUGUUGGGGGAACGGAAAGAAAUUUUAGAAAUGAAACGACACAUAAAUUACCCAUGAAUAGGGUUCUGAUGUGACUGCACAGUGGUGAAUAUUCAUGCAGAGAUACGGGAUUACUCAGAUUUUUAUGAAACUAUGACGAAUUUAUUGCUUCUCUUUGCUCGAAAAGUUGGAUUAAAAUGCAGAAGAUGCGAAUAGCAAGAUGCUAACUGGAAAGCAGGGUUAAGUGUGAUGCUGUUGUGACACGUAUAACUUUCUCCAUAUAUUGUUUGUAAAUUAUAUACUUGUUUGUACGGGUAGUUGUCACUUCAAGUAGUCACAUUAUUUGAUUGUUUGUACCUGAAUAACGCUACCACACGAUGGAGAACAACAAAAAGGACAAGGGGCUGAAUAAGACGCCGAAAAUUCUUCAAAAGUCUUUAGAAGAGUAUUAUUAUGCACGGAUGAAUGAGAAAGUCGUCCCCUAUGAACACGUUUAUGAUGGAAUUUCCUAUGCGUCUUCCACCGAGGUGGAGGAUGCUCGAAGACAAAUUGCAUGCCUUGACAAUCAGCUCGUAAAAGCUAGAACGGAAUGGAUGGAGGAUAAGAAAGUAUUGGAUGCACGAUGGAAAGCUUGCACCGAACGGUACAACAAUUGUUACGAAAAUAUUCCAAAUUUCAACGGAUACUAUCGCGAUUCAUUCGACAAGAGAGAACGGGCUUUUCACACGUUUCUUCAAGAACAGGAGGCCAGCAUUGUCAAAGAUCGGACAAUCCGUCGGUUAAGAAAAGAGUUAAAAUGUCUGACCGAAGUUCGGGACGCAUCAGAGAAACGACUCCACAAAUUCACCACUUUUAAAAAUUACUUACACAAAGUAAAAGAAACUAGUCAUGGAGAAUAUGCCGAUAUUCGAGAAAUUAUGGACCGGUACUCCACUCUUGCCGAGGCGAGGGAGUCACUUAGCGAGAAAAAUGAUGCGACACGAGAAUACAUUACGAGGAAGCAGAAGACGCAGGAGAGUGAUAUCGUCAUGAAAUCCAAUGAAAUCUUGGCGUACAGAAAUUUUCUUAGUGAGCUACUCGAAUAUAAGGAUGGCAUUGCCGAUGAAGCGCAACGCUUGGAUGAUAGCUUGCUUCGCAUCAAGUCCACAGCUGCGCAGCGAACUAAAAUUAUCGGGCAGAUUAAAAUGUCAAUUGAUAACUUGUAUCGGCAAGUUUGCAAAUACAUGCAUCGACCUCUCAAGCUUAAUGCCACCGACACCAUUGGUCAACUCACUGACAUCGGGAUAUCAGUACGUGAAAUGUGCAAAUUAAGCAAAGAUAUCAAGCAUAUGCUGAAAGCAGCCUUUGUCACUGCGGAAUCGGAACGAAUCACAAAUGAAAAAGCCCGCAAGAAGGAAGAAGAGCGACAAAAGCGUCUCGACAAAUUUGCAAAUCGUGGAGGCACCAAUUUUCGCGAGCUCUUUGAGCUUCCUCCCCUUCCGGAAAGUCAUCGAGGAAUUUCACGCUUUAUUAUGACAGAGGACGAUGACUAAUUUUUUGAAUAUGAAUGAAUGAAUAGUGAACGGUUUUGUAUUUUUGUCUCGCUCACAUCCAGUGAUAUUUUCAUGGUAUGACUUGUAAUGGAAUAAUAAAUAGAAUUAUGUAUGUCGUCGUAUGAAUAAUAUGACUUCCAAAUUAUUGUGGAA
Folsomia candida is the source of this 2522-nucleotide messenger RNA. Its product is annotated as coiled-coil domain-containing protein 42 homolog. Lineage: Eukaryota; Metazoa; Arthropoda; Collembola; Entomobryomorpha; Isotomidae. The transcript has 8 exons. Bases 1215 to 2369 code for a protein of 384 amino acids. The record is from RefSeq and is a predicted model, not a curated record.